UGCGGGAGGUUUCGAAUACAUGACAAUAACAAAGCCUCUGAUUGGUUGGGCGCUACCGUGACGUCAUGAACGUUCUAACCAAUAAUAAAAGUCACGUGGCGACCCGAAAACAUGGACCAAAAUUAUAUAUAUUUUUUUAUCUAUGCUUUUUUUUUUUUGGGGGGGGGGGGGAAGUCUCACCCUCAUGGGCCUCGCGAAUUUCUUCCUUUUUUUUGGCUCAAGUAAAUUACCUACAGUAUAGCCCGGAGUGAUGGAAUGACGAAACGUUUUUUUUUUUAAUGAUGAUGUAAAUAUUUAAGUUAACCCUCAAAUAUUUUUUCAUUGUCUAGCAUAUACUCUUUCAAAGAAAAUGUAGUCAGUAGCACGCAGAGAGUGAGUUUGAACAUAUGUUGUAUUGCUGCUCACGCUCAUAUUAUUAUAAUAACAAACGGAGACACACACAGAAAACAUCUUAGAUAACGAUGGGAAGGAAGAGUAAGAAGCGUGCGUUGCAGGGAGUACAGGGAGCAGUAUCUAGAGCGGCCAAAAGAAGAACUGCAGGUGAUAAUGUGCCCAAGUCAAGUGCCUUUGUUACUAGAUGCCUUGAAAGAGGACUUACUUUUGAAGAUCCUGAAGAUAAUGAGGCUGGAGAUAUGCCAUCAAACCUAAUAUGGAUCAAAGAAGAGUUAUCUAGUGAAGAUGUAUCGAAUGAAUCGUUUAUGGAGCAUCCAAGACUAAUACAGGACUUUGAUGUGAAGGCAGAAAUUGAUGAAGAGUUUGAUGAAAUAGAAAAUAAAUUAGAAAUAAAAGAGGAACCAGUAGAGUAUCAUGACUCGGAAUACAGUAUCAGAUUUGAAGAAAGUGUUGGCAGAGUUGAGGAUUCAAAAGACUUCAUAAAUGUUUCAAACCUUUGUCAGUUGGAGAAUGGUGAACGAGCCAGUCAGAGAAUAAGAGGCUGUAACUUGGCAUCAGAUGACAGUGAUUCAAAUAGAGAUUUUGAGAAGGAUGAUGACGGUUUCGCCUCUGAUGAGGAGAAUCAGGAUGAUGAAUUUACACCAUGCACUUCCACUACCAAAAUGAAAAGUUUGACAGACCCAACUCGGCAAGUCAAGAUGGGUCCCAUGCAAAUGACUGAUGUGGAAAAAGCCCGUAUUCCUGCUCUUCGGGAGGAGAAAGUGCCAAUUAAAGAAAUAGUGAGGAGGACAGGGAAAGGUACAGUUGCUGUGGCCUCCAAACGAAAAUUCCGAAAUGCAUGGUUGGAGCAAGGGUUGUUCAAAGCUUGGCUGGAACCUGUAGAAGAUGACCCACACAAGGCACGAUGCAAAGUCUGCAAGUCGUUCCUCGCUGCUGAGAUAAAUUCUUUAAAACGACAUGCACGGUGUAAACUCCAUAAAUUACAUGAGGCUGUAGAGAGAACGACCCCUGAACUCAAUGAAGAAGACAACGACAGAAUAACCAUAGCAGAAAUCAAGCUAACGGGAUUUUUUGUAGAACAUCGUAUUCCCUUUACCACCGCAGACCACUUGAUUGGCUUAUUAAAACAUUUAUUUCCUGAGUGUUCCAACCUUCAAAAGUGUUAUUUAAAACAAACAAGAGUAAAAAAAGAUAGGAAAAAGUGGUAGUGUUUGGAGAGACUGAACUGAAUACGAAAUCAAGGGAUUUUAUGUUUUCCAUCAAUCAAACAAGACUAAUGACACGAGUAUUACCAGAAGUGCACACAGUUCUCUCAGUAUAGCAGUACAGAAAUGCAGGUAAAACUGCUUUGAAAUGCCUAUGAAAUUCCCAGCUAUGGUCUCUGCAGGCUUCAAAGUAUCUUCCUUGAAAAUGUGAUCUCAUUAGAAAUAUAUUCAGCCAUCUCUCGCAAAGUGCUGAAAGACUACAUCAAUUUCAAGAUUUCAUGAUUUUUAUGAUGUUAAAUUAUACAAAAUGUUGCAUGUAUACCAGACAAGGUAGCUGUCAUACCAUGCAGCUAUUGCUAUACUUUAUGAACAUGUGUUGAUUAGAGACUUCAUGCUACUGCAGUUUAUUCACUUAACUGAUAACUGAAACCUAGAAACUCUUGAAAUUAGCCUGCUCUUUGGUCAGUAGAACUCUGAAGACCAUUGCAAAUUUCCAGUUCUUAUAUUUACAGAUAUAUAUGUCGUAUGCGAAUUCGUCUAUUAAAAGCAUACAGUGUGA
Messenger RNA from Penaeus monodon (black tiger shrimp), 2157 nucleotides. RefSeq lists its product as uncharacterized. NCBI's taxonomy places the organism in Eukaryota, Metazoa, Arthropoda, Malacostraca, Decapoda, Penaeidae. The transcript is spliced from 7 exons. The coding region runs from base 462 to 1601 and encodes 379 amino acids. The record is from RefSeq and is a predicted model, not a curated record.